AUGGCCCAAACCGAAAGAACUUUUAUCGCUAUCAAGCCCGAUGGUGUCCAAAGAGGCCUCAUCUCCAAGAUCUUGGGUCGUUUCGAAGACAGAGGUUUCAAGCUAGUGGGCAUCAAGCUCAUCACCCCAACAGAAAACUUGCUCAAGCAGCACUACGCCGAGCACGUUGACAAGCCUUUUUUCCCCAAGAUGUUGGCUUUCAUGAGCUCUGGUCCCGUGUUGGCCACCGUGUGGGAAGGCCAGGACGUGGUUCGCCAAGGUCGUGCGAUUUUGGGAGCCACCAACCCACUAAACUCGGCUCCAGGCACCAUCAGAGGCGAUUUUGCCAUCGACAUGGGCAGAAACGUGUGCCACGGCUCCGACUCUGUGGAGUCUGCGCAGCGUGAAAUCGGCCUAUGGUUCAAGGCGGAGGAGCUCGUCGACUGGAAACUACAACAGUUGUCGUGGAUCUACGAGUAA
Messenger RNA from Lachancea dasiensis, 459 nucleotides. Lineage: Eukaryota; Fungi; Ascomycota; Saccharomycetes; Saccharomycetales; Saccharomycetaceae. The record is from the annotation of a GenBank genome assembly.